Molecule: messenger RNA, 1500 nt
Organism: Panicum virgatum (switchgrass)
Lineage: Eukaryota; Viridiplantae; Streptophyta; Magnoliopsida; Poales; Poaceae
Product: putative anthocyanidin reductase
Exons: 5
Coding region: 188-1186 (332 amino acids)
Molecular function (GO): oxidoreductase activity, acting on the CH-OH group of donors, NAD or NADP as acceptor
Source: RefSeq, a predicted model, not a curated record
UGGUCCUAUUGGACUGCGAGGACGACACGAGCCGCGGGCGGGUGGCUACUGGACCAGGCAUGGCCAGCGUGAUAUUUUGCGGCGUUCCACCUGCCGGAGACAGGAUCAAAGGCGAGUCUGCCGUUCGCGCGAGUCUGUUGCUCGAGCCACCACGAAGGUGGAGGAAGGCAUAUUGAAGAACGAAGGGAUGCAAGAGGAGGGGGCUGAGAAGAAGAUGAGGAGCACGGUGGUGUGCGUCACCGGCGGCGCCGGCUACAUCGGGAGCUGGCUCGUCAGGAAGCUCCUAGGCAGAGGCUGCGUCGUCCACGCCACCCUGACGAACCUCGAGGACGACAAGAAGGCCGGGCUGCUGCGGGCGCUCCCCGGCGCGGCGGAGCGGCUGCGGCUGUUCCAGGCGGACAUGUACGACGCCGACACCUUCGAGCCGGCCAUCGCGGGGUGCGAGUUCGUCUUCCUCGUCGCCACGCCGCUGGUGCACGACCCCACCAGCACCAAGCUGCAGGGUUUAAUCAAUCUGCAUAUGCACAUGGUCUUGCAUGCGCAGUACAAGAACACGACGGAGGCGACGGUGGACGCGGCGCGCAUCAUCCUGCGGCAGUGCGAGCGCUCCGGCACGGUGAGGCGCGUCAUCUACACGGCCUCGGUCACGGCCGCCUCGCCGCUGAGGGAGGGCGGCGGCGGGUACAAGGACUUCAUCAACGAAUCCUGCUGGACGCCGCACGCCGCUCGACCUCCCCUACGGGUUCAGCAACGUCCACCUGGACGCAUACGUGUGGUCCAAGACGCUGUCGGAGAAGGAGCUGCUGCGCUACAACGACGACGAGUCCUCCCGCCGGGCGUUCGAGGUGGUCUCGCUGGUGUGCGCGCUCGUCGGCGGCGACACCAUCCAGCCGCACCUUUGGAGCAGCAUCCCGGUGAUGGUGGCGCCGCUGACGGGCCACGCCGCCCACCACAACUCCCUGCUCUUCAUGCAGGCGCUGCUGGGCUCCGUGCCGCUGGCGCACAUGGAGGACGUCUGCGAGGCGCACGCCUUCUGCAUGGACUAGCCGGCCAUGGCCGGCCGCUUCCUCUGCGCCGCCGGGUACCCCAACAUGCGCGACAUCCUCGACCGCUUCGCCGCCAGGUUCCCCGACAUCAAGAUACGGCUCCAACAGGUGACAGGGGAGGGGGUGAGGGUGCGAGCUGACACCAGCAAGCUUGAGGACCUGGGGUUCAGGUACAGGUAUGGCGUGGAGGAGACGCUGGACGGCAGCGUCGAGUGCGCCAAGAGGUUGGGGGAGCUCUAGGCGUUACUACGUUUACAUGCUUGUGCAGAUGCGUGCCAGUUCGGACUCGAUUGCAGCUAUUAUUGCAGCUAUUAUCUCACGGCAUGGUGUGUUUCAGUGUGUUGUAUCCUUCGUGCGUGAAUUUCCAUCGACGACUCCUUGUCCCAAAUCCUAAUUUCUUUUCCCAUGCCAUUUUAAACCCACUUCUUAUUGAGUUGAAACUCAGUACAGAAAA